This is a messenger RNA of Nerophis ophidion (straightnose pipefish), 7993 nucleotides long. It is a transcript of the gene stab2, whose product is annotated as stabilin 2. Bases 63 to 7712 code for a protein of 2549 amino acids. Lineage: Eukaryota; Metazoa; Chordata; Actinopteri; Syngnathiformes; Syngnathidae. The transcript has 69 exons. Gene Ontology annotation, molecular function: calcium ion binding; hyaluronic acid binding. The record is from RefSeq and is a predicted model, not a curated record. Gene Ontology annotation, biological process: cell adhesion.
GGUUGAGCAUAAAAAGACGAGACACACACUCAAGGGGGACAUGAGACAGCAAGGACGUCGCCAUGCAGACGUCACAGCCAGUCGUCACUUUGUGGACCGCCGUUUUGACGACGACGACGAUGAUGAUGAUGAGGAGUGAAGUGACAUCGAAACAGAACUGGUGUUCCAACUCAACGGUGUUACGGACGCGCACGUCGUGUCACUCAUGCAGCCUGACCGCCAUCUUGUCGUGUUCUUCCGGCUACAAGAGGACACCUGGGGCCACGACACAGGACUGCCAGUAUUACAUCCGUAGCGCCACCUUAAAGCUGUCAAUCACUGGUUGUUCCUUUGAGUGCUACAAGGAAGCAGAGCUUCAAAUGUGCUGUCCAGGAUACUGGGGACCUGACUGUGCUGAAUGUCCAGAAGAGGCAGAACGACCUUGCAGCAACAGAGGAUCUUGUUCUGAUGGACUUGGAGGAAACGGAACCUGCAGCUGUCAGGUGGGAUUUGCAGGUAUGGCGUGUGAGGACUGUGAAGUGGGUCGAUACGGUCCCACCUGUAGCGGAGUCUGUUCGUGUGUUCACGGCUUGUGUGAUGGCGGCCUCAAAGGUGACGGCACAUGCACCUGUUUCUCCGGUUACACGGGCCCAAAGUGCGAUCAAGAGCUUCCAGCGUGUGCUUCCCUUCAGUGCCCGCCUAAGUCGCGUUGCAUGGAAGAAGCUCUGACGGGUCGCCUGGUCUGUCAGUGUCUCCUCGGAUACCGGAAGUCCGGCGACGAGUGUUCAUCCAUAAACCCAUGUGUGAAGAAAGUGUGUCACGUGCACGCCACCUGUAUCCACUCUGGGCCAAACCAGCACAUCUGUGCUUGUAACCAAGGUUACAGCGGGGACGGGCGGGUCUGCAUGGCUGUGGACCCGUGUCAGACCAAUCAGGGCGGCUGCUCGGCUGUGUCCAGCAUCUGUGUCUAUGAUGGACCGGGCAAGUCUCACUGCGAGUGUCUUCCCGGCUUUGACAAGUCGGCGGAUGGCGGUUGUCACCUGGCGGAUUCGUGCACGCCCGAUUCAUGCCACAAGAACGCCAACUGCACCACGGUGAAACCAGGACGAGUCCAGUGCACUUGUCUCCAAGGUUACCAUGGCGAUGGCAAAGUCUGCUACGGUAACAUAAUGCAACGUCUCUACGAGCUCAACACGGAACCGGGCGGCCAGUGGAGUGGUCAGCUGACCAACGCCAUCACACUCUUUGGUUCUGUGUCAUGGCCCCUGCAGAACUUGGGUCCUUUCACGCUUUUCGUUCCAAUCAAUAGAGGUUUCAGAGGAAUGUCGCUGCGGGCUUUGACUGUCAACUCCUCCAAAGCCAAGUACCUGUGUAAGAUGCACCUGGUUGCCGGGGUGAUGACGUCUGACACGCUUCAAAAAAACGACGUCUUCUAUACGCUGACGGGGAAGUCGGCGGAAAGCGACACAUCUGACAGGGACUCGCAGACUACCAUCCGAAUCCAUGGCAGCAGGAAGAGGGGUGUGGUCCUCCAGUCGGACCUAGUCGCCUCCAAUGGUAUAAUCCACAUCCUCAACAAGCUGAUGGACAGUGUCGCUCCGACAGUGGAGAGCGAUGUUAAGGAGAACUUAAUCAAGAUUGUGUCCGACUACGGCAAGUUUGGGACAUUCAGUUCUUUACUGGAGACCGUCGACCUGGCUUCCAUCCUGGACGCCCCAGGUCAGGUGACGGUCUUUGCCCCUGUCAGCUCGGCCUUUGAAGACAUGUUGGAUGGUCACCUGGAAUACCUGCGCAGCGUUGCGGGCGCUACAAAGCGGUUGGAGCUUCUAAGGAAUCACUUUGUGGCGUCCACGCAGUUGGAUGUCUUCAACGCCGUGUCCGGCCCGCGACUUGUCACGAUGGCCAAUCAGGUGCUGAGCAUCAACGUCACCCAAAACGGUCAGGUGUUGGUGAACACAGCGGCCGUGUUGGAAGCCGAUGUGGAGGCGAAGAAUGGUCGUCUGUACGUGAUUGACACGGUUCUAACGCCGGCAUCCAUCCAGCCCCUGCUGCCUCAAAGGUGUGACGUCACGGAGACCAAGAUCACCAUGGGCAAAUGUGUGAGCUGCUCCAAAGUCAAACUGUCACAGUGCUCGCCAGGCGGCGUCUACACGGGCUACUCUGUCUUCGGCUGUAUUUACACUCUCUCCUUUGAUGGCUCGCCGUUGGGUUUCCCGGUGACCGGAUGCUCGCCACGCUGCAAUGUCACUGUCACGACUCCCGUCUGCUGUAAAGGCUUCUUCGGUCCGGACUGCAAGCCGUGUCCCGGAGGACACCAGGUGCCAUGUUCAGGACAUGGUCAGUGCUUCGACGGCAUGGAGGGAAACGGUACAUGCAGCUGUCCGCCAAACCUCAGAGGCUCUCGUUGUCAGUUUUGCGCGGCCUUGAACAAAUUUGGACCCGAUUGUGACUCCACGUGUCCUUGCAUCCACGGGCUGUGCGACAAUCGACCCGACUCCGACGGACGCUGCAAGCCGGACUCGUGCCAUUCGGGUUUCACGGGUCGCUUCUGCGAACGCAGGACGGCGCCGUGCGGAGCUCUGGUCCAAUUCUGCCACGCCCACGCCGACUGCGACUUCAGCCAGGGCACCCCAAAGUGUGUUUGUCGACCUGGAUACCAAGGCGAUGGAAUCACUUGUGUGGAAUCGGAUCCGUGUGCUCCACCACUGCGAGGCGGUUGUAGUGAGAAUGCCAGGUGUGUAAAGACGGGCCCGGCCACACGCUCCUGCCAGUGUCUGUCCGGAUGGCAGGAAGAUGAAGACGAGUGUCAGCCAAUCAACAACUGUUAUGCUGAUGACCACGGUGGCUGUCACCCCAACGCCACCUGCGUCUAUGUGGGACCUGGACAGAACAACUGCAAAUGCAACGGCGGUUACCAAGGAAACGGUCGUGAGUGUGAAGUUGUCAAUCAGUGUGUCACCCAGAGCGGCGGUUGUCACUUCCUGGCCAGCUGCCAGCUGAGUUCAUCCGAGUGGACAUGCGUGUGUGAUGAGGGCUACGCGGGUAACGGUCGCUUGUGUUACGGCAGCAUUCAGCAGGAACUGACGAUGCUCCCGGAAGCUUCCGACUUCUCCAAGUUGAUCAACGAGGCGGGUCUAAGUCCUUCGCUCUCGGAGAACAACAUUACCCUCUUGUUGCCUUCGUCCGAUGCGGUUGCCAAAAUGUCUCCCGAGGACAAAAAGUUCUGGAUGGCGAAGGGAAACCUGCCAAGUCUCAUCAGACAUCACAUGAUUGCCGGCGUUCAUCCACUUAACAGCCUCAGCAGCAUUUCCUCCAUCACCACGCUUCUCAACACACCACUUCCUGUUUCAACGAGCCAGGAGAUGACGUCUGUGGGCGGAGCUGUCAUCACCACACCUGACCUGGCUGCGACCAAUGGGAUCAUUCACGUGCUUAACAAGGUUCUGCUUCCAGACAGGAAGCUGAGCGAAGGCCUUCUGGCGACGUUACGACAGCGAUUGGAACUUUCGCUCUUCACGUCCUAUCUAAUCGAAUACAAUCUGAUAGACGAGAUAGAGCAGGCCGGAGAGUUCACAAUCUUCGCCCCUACCGACGCCGCCAUCAAAGAGUACCUUGGCAAAAUGGCUGCCAUGGCACUGGACAUCAAUAUGACUCGUUACCACUUGGUGGCGUCGGACCGUCUGCUGAAGACCGACCUGCAGGUUGGCGGCUACAAACAAACCAUGCUUGGAUUCCGCUUCCAGCUGGGCUUCUUCCCUCGAGACGGAAAGCUGUUUGUCAACGAGGCUCCCAUCAACACAUCAAACAUCCUGAGCGGGACUAAAGGAGUCGUUCACAUCCUCUCGGCGGUUCUGACAGUCGAGCGGAACCGCUGCGACGAAAUCCAACAGCUCAAAGUGAAGGGUUCCUGUGUGGACUGUCUCUUCCCACGCGGGGACGUUUGUCCGUCUGACAGCACUCCAGACACAAAGUCCAAGAGGAAGAAGUGCAUGUUCGCACGCUCCUUCGAGGGCGAGCGACUGCUCACCAUCGGUUGUCGUGCCACGUGCUUAAAAACGCAAAUCGAGCACGCGUGUUGCGAAGGAUUUUACGGCCCGCACUGCGAGGCCUGUCCUGGAGUCAAAGGUCAACCCUGCUUGGGUAAUGGCGUUUGUUCGGACGGAAUCAACGGAACCGGACUGUGUCGCUGCAACGAAGGCUUUUUGGGAACGGCUUGUGAGAUGUGCCAAAGCGGGAUAUACGGCAUCCACUGCGACCAGGUCUGCCGCUGUCUAAAUGGCCGCUGUAACGACGGGCCUAAGGGCGAUGGGACGUGUGAGUGCGACCCCGGCUGGCGGGGUGUUCUCUGUGCCGAAGAGAUUUUGUCCACAGAAGAGCUUUGUGGUUCCGUCUUGUGUCACACCAGUGCCAAUUGUGUGCUCCGACCGUCCGGAUCAGAAUGUGUGUGUGCCGCCGGCUUUCAGGGAAAUGGAACUUUCUGUCAAGCAAAAGAUGCGUGUGUGCAAGAUAACGGUGGCUGCAGUUUGUUUGCGGUUUGUAAACGAACUCGACCCGGCCAACGUACGUGUGCGUGUAACCAAGGCUACGCUGGCGAUGGACUGGUUUGUAUAGGGAUAAAUCCGUGCCUGGAAGAAAACGGCGGUUGCCAUGCCAACGCUGAUUGCGUGCACACGGGCCCAAACAAAACGUCUUGCCGCUGCAUGGACGGCUACGCGGGAGACGGACGCAGCUGCACGGCGGUCAACUUGUGUCAAAAGAAAAAGGGCGGCUGUCACCAGUACGCCAGCUGUAACAUGACAGGCCCCGGGGUCCGCGUGUGCACGUGUGCCAAUAACUUCAUCGGCGAUGGUUUGACCUGCAAAGGCACCGUCGGCAAGGAAAUUCUGAGCAGACAUCUGCAAGAUUUUUACCUGGGCCUGAUGUUGGUAGAAGUAUCGCUAAAAGGUCGCGGCCCGUUCACCGUAUUUGCUCCGAGCACCUCCGCCUACAUAGCGGACAAAAAUGGGCCAGGCAGGAUGAAACGUUUGAUGUUGGACAAGCACAAAGAAGACUUGAGUGCCGUCCUGCGCGGUCACAUCGUCAUGUGUCACACCUUGCUGCCCGCUGACCUGCAGACGCCUCGGAACCUCACCACCUUGUCCGGACUUGUCCUGGCAACAAGCUCCUCCCAGGGCAGCAUUUUCGUCAACCAGGCCAACGUCACGUACAGCGACGCACUCAGCGUCAACGGAAUCUUCCACGAGAUUGACAGGAUUCUGUUCCCGCCCCAUUUGGACGCCAAGAUGGAGUCAGAACCGACCCUGAACUUGACAAACGUGGCCGAUCGUAACGGUUUCGGGACUUUCUCCAAGCUUCUGCAGGCCACGGGUGUGAUGGACAUGGUGCAUGAGGGGAGGUACCAGCCAGUGACGCUGUUCAUGCCCUCAAAUGCUGCCAUGGCCACCUUGCCACAGGAGCAGAAGGACUUCCUGUUUCACCCAAACAACCGCAUGCACCUGAAGGAGUACCUCAAGUAUCAUGUUGUCCAGAACCACAAGGUUUACGCUGAAGGCCUGAUCCAUUUGGACUCUGCUCGGACGCUGCAGGGCUCGUCUCUCUCGUUUAAUUGCGGCGGCCCGGACGAGAUUGGACAGAUCUUCGUCAACGACGGAAAGUGCCGGAUCGUCCAAAGACAUCUUGUGUUUAACGGCGGCAUCGCUUACGGGAUCGACUGCCUGCUGACCCCGCCCAGCCUUGGGGGGCGGUGUGAUGAGCAGACGACCUUUGACCUUGAAAUGACUUGUGGUAUGUGCAAAAUGAAGGCCAAUCAGUGUCCGGGUGGAUCCACGCAGAAGAAGGUGGAGAAGUGCGACCUGCCCGCCGUGUUUUUCAGCAGGAACUCGGGCUGCCGCAGCGUGUGCACGAUCAACUUGUGGAAGCCAAAGUGUUGCCGUGGUUACUACGGGCGAGACUGUCAAGCGUGCCCGGGCGGUGUCGGUUCCCCUUGCAGUAACCGUGGUGACUGCGAUGACGGCCAUCUCGGCAACGGCACUUGUACUUGCGUGACGGGCUUCAGGGGCGUGGCUUGCGAGCUUUGUGCCGACGGGUUUCACGGCGCCAAUUGUAGAGCCUGCAACUGCUUAGAACACGGAACGUGUGACGACGGCAAAAGAGGGACCGGUUCUUGUUUUUGUGAGGCGGGCUGGACCGGCGAGCGCUGCGAGACACCACAAGCUGAGGUCUUCCAGUGUUCUCCGUCUUGUUCCGCCAAGGCCGUCUGCCAGGAGAACAACACGUGCGUGUGUCGGCCAUUUUAUGAGGGAGACGGCUACACCUGCACAGUGAUGGACAUGUGUUACGUGUGGAAUGGCGGCUGUGCGAAGGAGGCCAAGUGUUCUCAGCGAGGCGAGCUGGUGACCUGCACGUGUUCUAAAACUCACUCUGGGGACGGCUUUUCCUGUCAACCUAUUGACCCCUGCGUUGCCGGGGACAACGGCGGCUGCCAUGAACACGCCACAUGCGUCAUGACCUCGCCGGCUAAGAGGAAGUGCACGUGCAAAGAGGGCUACAUCGGAGACGGCGUCACCUGUGAGGUCAAACAGCUUCCGAUCAGCCGUUGUCUUCAAGAAAACGGACAAUGUCACCAGGACGCGCAGUGCACCGAUCUGCAUUUUGAAGACGCGACACUCGGCGUGUACCACCUGCGUUCAGAAGACGGUCAAUACAAGCUGAACUACACAUCAGCUCGGUCAGUGUGCGCUGCCACGGGAGGAGUCUUGGCUUCUUACACGCAGCUGUCCUACGCUCAGCAGGGCGGCUUGAACAUGUGUGCCGCCGGCUGGUUGGACCAGGCGCAGGUGGCGUACCCAACCACGUACGCCAACCCCAACUGUGGCUUUGGACACAUCGGCAUCGUGGACUACGGCAUCCGCAAAAACCUGAGCGAGACAUGGGAUGCCUUCUGCUUCCGGAUGAAGGACGUGAACUGCGAGUGCAAGUCCGGUUACGUUGGGGACGGCUUCAGCUGCACAGGAAACCUGCUGCAGGUCCUCAUGACCACGCCUUCCUUGUCCAACUUCCUCACUCAAGUCCUCAACGUGUCUCAGGCGUCUGAAGCCGGGAAAGAAUUUGUCAGGCGUCUUCAGAACCCGGCUGUCCAGUCGACGCUCUUUGUUCCCAACAAUGAUGGCCUGAUGGACAACCAGACGUUGUCCCAGCGCGACUUGGAGUUCCACCUGUCGGAAGGUCAGGCUCUGGCGCUUGCUCAGCUUACCAACGGAACUCAGCUGAAGACGCGUGUCGGCACCCUGAAGGUUUUUGGACUGUCUGACAUUUUUGAUCCUUCAGCUCUGUCAUCUCGUUACGUCAACGACCGAUUUGUUUGCGCCGCCGACAUAGUCGCCGCAAACGGCGUCAUACACAUUCUGCAGGAACCUCUUCUGGCCCCGCCACCUCACCGAGCAAUUGGUGCGGCGCACAAGGCUGGGAUGGGAUUUGGAGCCGUGCUGCUCGUCAUUCUGGUGUUUGGCGUCGUUUUCGUGGGCUUUCAUUUCUACAGACGCUCCGAUAAAUUGUUCCAGUUCCGUUACUUCAAGGAAAACGAGGAAGAGGAAGGGGAAGAGGAAGAACCUGCCACUCGCAGUAUCUCCAACCCAGUUUAUGAAGACGCUCCAGAAGUUGCCCUGUCUGACGUCACAGAAGCCCAGGCGCCUGCCAAGUCCAAACACCUAGAAGACAUGCUGCAGGUUAGCUGAGGUGUGAAGAUGAAAUGUUUCAAGAUGUCAAACUGAACUUUGUGAAAGAAAAACAAUCUACAUGAUUUUCUUUUAAAUCAGCAUCAAGCUAUUUUAUUGGUGGAUUUUUUUUAGGACCCAACAGCACCCCUUACAUCAAAGAUCCCCAAUUUUUUGGACUCAGGGGCCACAAAUCGAUUUGUAUAUAUAUAUAUAUAUAUAUAUUUUAUUGGAUUAUCCAGAUAAUAGUGCUCGAUACUAUGGUAGAGCGCAAUAUGUAUGUGUGGGGAAAAAUCACAAGA